Saccostrea echinata is the source of this 3579-nucleotide messenger RNA. RefSeq names its product sushi, von Willebrand factor type A, EGF and pentraxin domain-containing protein 1-like. Gene Ontology annotation, molecular function: calcium ion binding. The coding region runs from base 1 to 3579 and encodes 1192 amino acids. The record is from RefSeq and is a predicted model, not a curated record. Lineage: Eukaryota; Metazoa; Mollusca; Bivalvia; Ostreida; Ostreidae. The transcript has 20 exons.
AUGUCUGGCUGUCCAGCAAGUGGAACGGUCGUUUUCGCUGACAAACUUCAAACUUCAGUGCGUCAUGACUGGACAGAGCCUACCGCCUUCGAUCCGGAACAGGGGAAUCUAGAUGUCCAUCUUGUUUUCGGCAAAAAACCUGGUGCUGAGUUUAACAGAGGAUUUCAUUCAAUCUCAUAUGAAGCAACCGAUAAUGGAGGCCAGAAAGCUAUCUGUUCCUUCACUUUUGAAGUAAAAGUUAUAUCGUGCCAGCCUAUUGCCUGGCCAUCACAUGGAGCAGUGAAUUGUUCUGCUGGAGAGUUUAUUUACGGAUCAACCUGUCAGGUAAACUGUUUGACAGGUUAUGAAAUGGUACCUAUGACAAGUUCUGGAAGCCAGACUAUUAGCUGUACUGCAAGUGGUCAAGUAGAUUCUACACCAAACACGUGUCAAGUUAUCAAAUGCCCGUGGAAUGAUACAAAGCUUCAAACAGAACAUGGUUAUAUUAACUGUACUAAUGAAAACACAUUCAACAGUCUGUGUGUCACCAAGUGCAAAAGUGGCUAUGGUCACGUGACAGGAAAUAGUACUGUAUGUAAUGAAGACAAAACCUGGUCCAAUAAAAUAUCAACUUGCAAAGAUGUUCAACCUCCAUCUCUGAAAAACUGCCCAGCAAAUAUUGUCACUUAUUCCAAUAAAAAUAGCCAGUCGGACCCUGUUGUGUGGGCCACACCAUUUGCCGAAGACAAUUCUGGAACGUCAUUUGUCAAUCAAACAAAAGGACCGCCCAGUGGAACUCUGUUCCCGGUGGGGAUUACAGAGGUUCGAUAUGUAGCAUUUGAUUUGGAUGGAAAUGCCUCGCCAGAAUGUACUUUCUUUGUGACCGUGGAAGAAAACCCUUGUGAUCCUCUCCCCGCACCACUUAAUGGCGCUAUUGUUUGUGACACGUGGUUGUAUGGUCGUCAUUGCCAAAUGCAGUGUUCCAGUAAAUACGACAUUCCUUUCGGGACCGCUGGAACAAACGGUGGGUCGUUCACCGGUGCUUUUACUUGUACUGAUCGUCAAGGGACAUUCAUGCCUUCAAACUUUGUACCAAACUGCACAGUUCGAAAGAAUCCAACAAGAACAGGUGUCCUGGGCGAGUUUUUCUACUAUAAUUAUACUGGUGACUGUAACGAUGACAGUGUUCUGACAGAAAUCAAAGGCAAUUUUAUUAAGCACAUGCAAAAGAAGGAAGUGAGUGGAUUUGGAGGGGUGUGUCCCUCCCAGACUGAGUGUAACGUUGACAACACAGUUGUUACGUGUGGUCAGACACGAGUAAAGAAAAGUACACAUGAUAUGGAGCGUGAAAGGCACGGUUUAAGGAAAAGAAGCACUCAUGAGAUACGUGUCGAAUUUACACUGACAACCUCCUGGCACAACUUUAACUCAUCCAAUGGAGACACAUUCUACUUCCUUGAAGACAUACAAACUAAAAUGUUUAAUGUUAUUAAACAACUAGGAAGCUACGGCAAUCUAACAGUGAGAGGUCUUUCACCUGAUAUUAAUAGUUUCCAGCUUGGAUACAGUGACCCGUUCUGUCCCAAUGGAACAGCAAUUCGCUGGAGUACUUUGACUUGUGUGCCUUGUUCUGUUGGUAAUUAUUUGGACACCGCGGAUCCAUGGAGACCUGGCUGUCGUGAUUGUCCAUUAGGUACUUAUAAGGACACUGAGGAGGCCAUUUCAUGUACACAAUGUCCGGCAGGAACUUCUACUCUGAGUUAUGCCUCAACUAGCUUUGAUGAUUGUAUAGACAAGUGUAAGCCAGGUCAGUAUUCAGGUACAGGCCUUGUUCCCUGUGUACCUUGUCCACGAUCCACUUACCAGUCUCAGUCUAUGGCUACAUCUUGCUUAGCGUGUCCCCCUGGAAAAACCUCGUCAUCCGGAAGUGUAUCUAUUACUGACUGCAAAGGUAUUAUGUUAUCUGGAUAUCACAUAUUAAGUGGUGUUUCUACUGAUUCUGAAAUAGCACAGUAUGCAUCAACCUGUCAUGUCACGCUGCAAUCUCUGACCAAUCUAACAACAGAUGUUGUAAAACGGGCCGCCAUAGCUGUGCCCAGUCUCUGUGAUGCUUCAGAUCAAUGCAGUCCUAAUCCAUGUAAUGGGCAUCCCUGUUUAGAUGGCGUAAAUAGUUUUGUGUGUAAAUGUACAAAUGGAUACACAGGUGAAAAAUGUCAAAUCAAGCCGGAUUUUUGUUCCGGAACUCCUUGCAAAAAUUUUGGCACCUGUCAAAGCAAUGAAUUUAAUUUUACCUGUAUCUGUCCAUCUGGAUAUCGUGGAGAAAGAUGUGAAACUAAAAUAGUAAAUGGUGGUUGGAGUGAAUGGACCGAGUAUACGGCAUGUUCAGCUUCCUGUAAUGGCGGCACAAAGUCGAGAACUCGAGAGUGCAAUAGCCCGUCUCCAGAUCCAGACGGUAUACCCUGUAAUCCACAGUUUUCUUCAGAGACCAUAUCAUGCAAUACGGAUCAAUGUCCUGUGUGUCCCUUGUUUCCAAAAUCAUUUGGAACGUUAUCAAACUGUACGACUAAACAAGACGGAAACAUUGUGUGCUCCCUUUCUUGUCGACAUGGUUUGAUCUUCUCAGAAACAAAUCUACCUUUAUCAGAGUACAAGUGUGGUCCAGAUACUGCUUAUAAAUGGAAUGGUAUUCCCCCAGCAUGCGGUCGCGGAUACGGUCCUCAGAAGAUAAUAGUAACGUCCAAAGUAUCUUACCAUCAAAUCCUUCCCUGUGAUGAAAGUGCCACUGUCUCUCAAGCUUUGAAAAACAACCUGCAAAGUGGUUUGCAAUGUGUACUCAACAACAUCUGCGAUGUACAAGUUGAUAUACUGGGUUGUUCGUCAAUCGGGCGUAAAAGGAGAUCAUCCACUGGUGAAAUAGUGUUGACUCUCUCGGUUACAUUCCUAAACACUGACAUUGAUUUGGCGUCUUAUCAAUCCUACCAAAAUACAAGUCAACCUUUGGCGGAACUGAUAACUGCAAUGGAGGAGAUAGAGGCUUCUUCUAGACAGCUCAACUCUACCUUCAGUUUGUUCACUUUCCUGGCCAAUGGAAUAACGUUUUCUUCCUCCUCUGUGUCAUUAUCCAACCUCGUUCAAUGUGAAAACAGUUUGGGAACUUCUGGAAGUCUUUGUGUGGAGUGUCCAAGCGGAACUUACCUGUCAUCCAGGAUUUGUCAGGUAUGUCCUAUAGGGACUUAUCAAGACGUGUCUGGUAAAACAUCCUGUAAAAAUUGUCCAAGUGGUUAUACCACAAAUUAUGUUGCUAGUCAGGAUUCGUCCGCUUGUUCAGUACCAAGCACAGAUACAUCCUCCAUGAAUAAAGAAAGGAACGGAAGUGAGGACGGAUAUGAAGGGAACAACACUCUUCUAAUCGUUUGUGUUAGCGCCACUUUAUGUAUGAUUGUAUUAGUGGCAUCAUUUGUCAUCUUUUUCAUCUACAGACAUAUCAAAAGGUCUCAAAUGAAAAACGAACAAAUGGGAACCUGGGCGAGUCGGAGUAUAGUUGGUUGCAAACAGAGUCCACCCCCUCCUUACACUGCCUGGGCCGAGAAGAAAUUUUAA